GCUUCCGAGUCUAUUCAUUCGUUUUCCCUCGCUUCGUUCCCAUUUUUGGUUCGCUCCAAACACUCCUUCCGUCACCAUGUCCGAUCAUGGCUCCGAUCUUCCCGCUGCCGCUGCUGCUCUUAGUGCUGAGGAUCGUGCUGGUCUCGUCAAUGCACUGAAGGACAAGCUCCAGCUACUGGCUGGCCAGCAUGUGGACAUUCUGGAGACAUUGUCACCCAAAGUCAGGCAACGCGUGGAAACUCUCCAAGAUCUGCAGAGACAACAUGAUGAGGUGGAGGCUAAGUUUUUAGAGGAGCGAUCAGAGUUGGAGGCUAAAUACCAGAAACUCUAUGAACCACUUUACACAAAAAGGUAUGAGAUUGUUAAUGGCGUGUUAGAGGUUGAAGGAGUUACAAAUGAAGCAGUGCCAGAAGAAACAAACAAAGAUGCUGAAGAGAAAGGAGUGCCUAACUUCUGGCUAACUGCAAUGAAGGCUAAUGAAAUACUAGCUGAAGAGAUCACUGAGCGUGAUGAAGGGGCCCUCAAAUAUCUUAAAGAUAUCAAAUGGUGUAGAAUUGACGAUCCUAAGGGUUUCAAGCUGGAGUUUCAUUUUGGUUCUAAUCCUUAUUUCAAAAAUUCUGUGCUAACAAAAAUAUAUCACAUGAUUGAUGAUGAUGACCCCAUAUUAGAGAAAGCAAUAGGGACGGAGAUUGAGUGGCAUCCAGGAAAGUGCUUGACACAAAAGAUUCUUAAGAAGAAGCCAAGGAAAGGGUCAAAGAAUGCUAAGCCCAUCACAAAAACAGAAAAAUGUGAAAGUUUCUUCAACUUUUUCAAUCCUCCCCAGGUCCCUGAGGAUGAUGAUGAUGAUAUUGAUGAUGAUGCUGUUGAAGAGCUACAGAAUUUGAUGGAACAUGAUUAUGACAUUGGUUCUACAAUCCGGGACAAAAUUAUUCCUCAUGCUGUGUCAUGGUUCACGGGGGAGGCUGUAGAGAGUGAUUUUGAAGAUUCUGAAGAUGAUUAUAAUAAUGAAGAAGAUAAUGGGGAUGAAGAUGAAGAUGAUGAUGAGGAGGAGGAGGAGGAGGAGGAAGAGAAAGAUGAAAGGAAGAAUAAGACUAAGCGUGGUGGCAGAGCCCGACCCGCUAAACAUCAGCAGCAGACGGAGCGCCCUCCUGAAUGCAAGCAGCAGUAGUUUUUGUCUGUAUAUAAACAAGACCUGGAUACAUUUAGUUUCACAGAAGUAACUACUAAUUACUGUAGAGUCUUGGUUAUUUCAGUAACAAUUUGCAAUUUAAAAUUAUUAUUGUGUCUGCUCCUUUUUAUUGGGCCGGGGGUCGUGGUGGUAAUUUUUUAGUCUAUGCUUGGGUUUCUUUAAGUUGCCCUGUGAUAUGGAUUUUAUUUCUAUCGUUUCAGUUUUUCCAAUAGUA
This is a messenger RNA of Cajanus cajan (pigeon pea), 1403 nucleotides long. RefSeq names its product nucleosome assembly protein 1;3. The record is from RefSeq and is a predicted model, not a curated record. Gene Ontology annotation, biological process: nucleosome assembly. Gene Ontology annotation, cellular component: nucleus. NCBI's taxonomy places the organism in Eukaryota, Viridiplantae, Streptophyta, Magnoliopsida, Fabales, Fabaceae.